UAGGUACCUAUUUAUCUACCUUUAGCUGCCAGUAUAGAGCCAUGGAAGCGGGUACAAACGAUCAGAGGCACAUAUCAACGGACGUUGACGAGUUGAAUUGAAGUGACUGCAUGCGGUGUUAAUGCCGUUCAAAAAUCGAGAGCGAUGAAAGACGCCCUGGAACACGACGUGAAGGACGACGAGGUCUACAUCUGCCUGGUCAGCGCGGCGUCCAUGUACAUCCUGUGCUCUGGCCAGGCUCUCUUCGUGCAGCUAAUCCAAGCCGUAGUGCAGAUCUGGCCCGAAGGCGCGGAGAUCCGUAAGCCCGGCCCGCUCUUCUCAGGUGCUUCUUUCGGCCUGGAGAGGUGGGAGUUUUGGAAGGGGGCGUUCGUUGCCGCCGUGGGUAGAAAGGGGGUAGAAAAGGGGCCAGCGAUGGGUGCAAAGGCCUCCCUCGCUAGGCGGCGGCCUUGAUGGAUGCUCUGAAGAGCAGCAUGAUGUUUUGGCCACAUAUUGUGCUUUGCUUAUUUUGACGACUUGGCCAUAGUUUGUAUUCGCGUG
This is a messenger RNA of Phialemonium atrogriseum, 537 nucleotides long. RefSeq lists its product as uncharacterized. The transcript has a single exon. NCBI's taxonomy places the organism in Eukaryota, Fungi, Ascomycota, Sordariomycetes, Cephalothecales, Cephalothecaceae. Bases 145 to 450 code for a protein of 101 amino acids. The record is from RefSeq and is a predicted model, not a curated record.